Messenger RNA from Fonsecaea nubica, 714 nucleotides. RefSeq lists its product as hypothetical. Lineage: Eukaryota; Fungi; Ascomycota; Eurotiomycetes; Chaetothyriales; Herpotrichiellaceae. The coding region runs from base 1 to 714 and encodes 237 amino acids. The transcript has a single exon. The record is from RefSeq and is a predicted model, not a curated record.
AUGUGCUACCGCCAAUCCAUCGAGUGGAAAUGCCCCGACUGCGGCAAGAAGGCGCGCGAAAACUCGCUGGCGCACACCCAAUGCCCCAACAGCGGCGGCACAUGCCAGAAGAUCCAGCUCAAGCUGCGGCCCCAGAUGAGGUUCACGCGUCGUCCGUGCGCAAAGUGUGAGCCGGUGCCUCCAAUGCCGAUGCGGCGCAUCAGGAACAAGAUCUCUCGUGGCGGAAACGUGGCGCAGGUCGUGGUGAUGAUGGAUCCGUUUGAUGGGGAUGAUGAGAUGGGAGUAUUGACUGCCACGGCUCCUGCCACUGCCACUGCCGCCGCCACCGGUCCGGAGCAGAAGCAGAAGCAGAAGCGCAACGAGGUCAAAGACAAAGAUUCAAUGGUGCAUGAUGAGAAGCUGGUCUUGAAGACACACCACGCCGAGCAGCACGCCGAAGCAACAGCACCUCAACACAAACAGGAAGAGCACGGAGUCGAGCAUUGUGCUACCGCUGCAGUCCACCUUGGAGAGCCAGACAUCACAGAAAGUGCACGGAAGCUCGUCAUGUCAUCCGGCGAUGGUGAGCGUCUGCAUGAGCACCGACCACUCGAGUUCCGUCCCCGCCACUGCAGCAAGAUCUGCCGCCCUCGCCACGCCGUGCAAGAGCACCAUGGUCUCCCACUCUCCGCACCAUCCGCUACCGUCCUCAACAACUGGUUCAGAAUCGUUUGA